Micropterus dolomieu (smallmouth bass) is the source of this 767-nucleotide messenger RNA. Its product is annotated as gamma-crystallin M1. Gene Ontology annotation, biological process: lens development in camera-type eye; visual perception. The record is from RefSeq and is a predicted model, not a curated record. Gene Ontology annotation, molecular function: structural constituent of eye lens. NCBI's taxonomy places the organism in Eukaryota, Metazoa, Chordata, Actinopteri, Centrarchiformes, Centrarchidae. The transcript is spliced from 3 exons. The coding region runs from base 216 to 752 and encodes 178 amino acids.
UGCAGAUGACUGCUGCCAGAAAUGUAUGGAUGGAGAACCAUUGUUACACAUUCAUAGGCCGCGUUCAGCAAAAGUCUGUACUGCUAAUUCAUCAGCUUUGCACAUUUGAAUAACAACACAUCAUGGCCCCUGGGGUUUUGUAUAAAAGGGCCCUGGAGUCAUGGAGUUGGCAGAGCAAGUUGAACCAUCCACUAGGAAUUACCUAAACCACCAUCAUGGGCAAGAUCGUCUUCUACGAGGAGAGGAACUUCCAGGGUCGCUCCUAUGAGUGCAUGAGCGACUGCUCUGACAUGUCCUCCUACCUGAGCAGGUGCCAGUCCUGCAGGGUGGAGAGCGGCUGCUUCAUGGUCUACGAGCGUCCCAACUACAUGGGCAUGCAGUUCUUCUUGAGGAGGGGAGAGUACCAUGAUAUGCAGCGCAUGAUGAGCAUGGGAAUGAUGUUUGACAACAUCAGAUCCUGCAGGAUGAUCCCCUAUCACAGAGGCCAGUUCAGGAUGAGGAUCUACGAGAGGGAGAACUUCGGUGGUCAGAUGAAUGAGCUGAUGGACGACUGUGACAACAUCAUGGACCGUUACCGUAUGUCCGACUGCAUGUCCAGCCACGUGAUGGACGGCCACUGGCUGAUGUAUGAGCAUCCCCACUACAGAGGCAGGAUGAUGUACCUGAGGCCUGGCGAGUACAGGAGCUUCAGGGACAUGGGCAUGAGCGGCAUGAGGUGGAUGAGCAUGAGGCGCAUCACUGAUAUGUGCUAGACUUCUGUAUUUGAC